Messenger RNA from Colletotrichum navitas, 839 nucleotides. RefSeq names its product peptidyl-tRNA hydrolase domain-containing protein. The transcript is spliced from 3 exons. NCBI's taxonomy places the organism in Eukaryota, Fungi, Ascomycota, Sordariomycetes, Glomerellales, Glomerellaceae. Gene Ontology annotation, molecular function: peptidyl-tRNA hydrolase activity; translation release factor activity, codon nonspecific. Gene Ontology annotation, biological process: mitochondrial translational termination. The record is from RefSeq and is a predicted model, not a curated record. Gene Ontology annotation, cellular component: mitochondrial large ribosomal subunit. The coding region runs from base 171 to 749 and encodes 192 amino acids.
CGAGAUGAAGGCCUGGACACCAGAGCUCAUUGCACCGGUGCUUAUCCAACGACCAACUCCCCCGAUGAUUUUAUAAUACUCUUUCUUCAGCCAAGUUUCACCGCCGCCAGAACUGGCCUAGUCCAAACCUUCAAACUGUCGACACCGGGCUGAUACUUCGGCUCUGCACGAUGAAGCUGGCCACAGGCUUUCUACAGGCCGUACGUCCAACCCUGAGAAAUCCUCUCAUACGGGCCCUGCAGCCUAUUCGCUGGGUGAGGUACCAAGCGUUCGAGUCCGAUUUCGACCCUGAAGAGCUCGACAGGGCGAGGUCGUGGCACAAGACUUUUGAUGGCAGCCAGCUUCCCAGGGGUCAGACAACCUACGCGCGCUCAAGCGGUCCGGGUGGACAGCACGUCAACAAGACCGAAAGCAAAGCCGUCACUGUGUGGCCUGUGAAAGAUCUUCUGCCGGUCCUGCCGAAACUGCUGCAUCAGGGCAUUAGAGGAUCCAAGUAUUACACGGCCAGGUCGGAUUCUCUGACGUUGCAGGCCCAGACGCACCGGCAUAGAGAGGCCAAUGUGGAAGAGAAUCACCAGAAGCUCAUCGACGAAGUCAAGAGGAUAUACCAGGAGACCGUCCCCGGCGAGACGAGCCCGGAAAAGAAGAAGAAGCAUGCGGAACUAGCAAAGUCGUUUAACGAGGGGCGACUCAAGCAGAAGAAGCAUCUGAGUUCCAAGAAGCAGAGCCGGAGGCCAUCGUUCGACUGAGCGGUCGAGAGGAGAUGGCAUGGUGACGUGCGUUGCACGAGCGAUCGAUAUCCAUCAAAAGGCGCGAGUAAUGGGCCCUCCAGCCCAAAG